Messenger RNA from Girardinichthys multiradiatus, 4182 nucleotides. RefSeq names its product ATPase family AAA domain-containing protein 2-like. Gene Ontology annotation, cellular component: nucleus. Gene Ontology annotation, molecular function: ATP hydrolysis activity; chromatin binding; histone binding. Bases 176 to 3901 code for a protein of 1241 amino acids. NCBI's taxonomy places the organism in Eukaryota, Metazoa, Chordata, Actinopteri, Cyprinodontiformes, Goodeidae. The transcript is spliced from 29 exons. Gene Ontology annotation, biological process: positive regulation of transcription by RNA polymerase II. The record is from RefSeq and is a predicted model, not a curated record.
CUAGUAGGCGACAAAAUCUCAGAAUUUUGAAUCGACUCAGGUUGUUGGGCUCCGCGAGCUUAUCAAGCUGUGUCUGGGUGUGUUUAACUUUCAGCCCUCCCUUCACUCUCAGAGUUAGACGGUGACUCUAACAUCAUCUCUGCAAAACAUUCCUAAACAGCUUUUGAGCGUCGCCAUGGUAACGCACCGCGGUAGAAGCAGAGGGAAGGUUGUUCUGAGCCGCGGGCCAAAACACAAGCCGGCCAAGGUUUCAAAGACCCCGCAGCGAGCCUGGAAAGACUCCCAAAGAAGGACCGCGGUGACCCGUCCGAAUGGAAAAAAGCUCCCCCAUAGAGUUCCUGCCAAGAAAGAAGAACAGGAUCACACUGAUUCAGACACGUAUGAGGAUGAAGUUGCAAAACCUGAGAGAAAAGUCAUCAGGAAAUCUCCAAGACUCAAGGACCUUUCUGGGUGCAGGAGGACUGGGGUGAGGAGAAGCACCAGGCGGACCAGACAGACGAGCAGGUAUCAGGCCUCCAACAUGUUUGAUGGCAUCAGCAACACCCAGGGAGGCCUGAACGGGAUGGACAACCUGAAGAAAAACCAACUGAUUACUAACAACAAAAACGGAAAGAUUUACUCUAAAGCCCAGAAGAAGAAAACACCAGUACCACUGCAACGAGACCUUAGUGACACUGAAGAUGUCAACGGUGAUACCGCUGAUGUAGAUAGUGGGCUUGGAACAACUGUGGAUGAGGACAAUAAUUGCAGUGUGAACCAGGACUUUAACACCAGACUGGGCCAAGGUUCAUCGAUGUACCAGGGGCCCAGCAGCGAGUUCCUGAAAGGAACCUUCCAGAUCAACCCGUCAGGAACCAACACAACCCGCAGGCGAGUCUUCAGAACCACUCAGAGCGUGUGGUCAAAUCACUCUGAUGACGACUCAGAUGAUGAGGAUAAAAAGGCCUCCAGCAGCUGCCGCGCACUCGGUCUGCGUACAGAGGAGCUUUUUAGUACUCACAGAGACAAGUUGGCUGCGGGAGCCGGACUGGCAGACAUCGAUCCCAUGGCCAUUGAUCAGUUAGUGGGCUUUGAUAGCAUCGGUGGACUCUCAGGUCACAUCUCAGCUCUAAAGGAGAUGGUCAUGUUUCCUCUUCUCUACCCAGAAGUCUUUGACAAUUUCAAGAUUCAGCCUCCCAGAGGUUGUCUGUUCUACGGCCCCCCUGGGACCGGAAAAACGCUGGUUGCCCGGGCGCUGGCCAGUGAAUGUAGCCAUGGCAACAGGAAGGUAUCCUUCUUCAUGAGGAAGGGAGCCGACUGCCUCAACAAGUGGGUGGGGGAGUCAGAGCGGCAGCUGCGGCUGCUAUUUGAGCAGGCUUAUCAGAGACGCCCCUCCAUCAUUUUCUUUGAUGAGAUUGAUGGCUUGGCUCCCGUUCGAUCCAGCAAACAAGAUCAGAUUCACAGCUCAAUUGUGUCGACUCUGCUGGCUCUGAUGGACGGGUUUGACAGUCGAGGAGAAGUCGUGGUGAUCGGAGCCACAAACAGGCUGGACUCCAUCGACCCGGCUCUGCGGCGUCCCGGACGCUUUGACAGGGAGUUUCUGUUUGGCCUUCCUGACAAAGAGUCUCGUAAAGAGAUCCUGAAGAUUCACACCCGGCUGUGGAAACCUCCUCCUUCAGAAGACUUUCUGGAUGAACUUGCAGAAAAAUGUGUUGGUUACUCUGGUGCUGACAUCAGGGCGGUGUGCACCGAAGCGGCGCUGUGCGCUUUGCGUCGUCGCUACCCACAGAUCUACGCCACCUCACAGAAGCUUUUGCUGGACGUCUCCUCCAUCUCCGUUAGCAGCUGCGACUUUGUGGCAGCCAUGAGGAAGAUGAAGCCAGCCUCUCAACGGUCCAACGCCUGUCCUACAAAACCGCUGUCAACGGUGGUUCAGCCCCUGCUGGGCGAUGCACUGCACCGCAUACUGGAGGUUCUGCAGAAGCUGUUUCCACACGCUGAACAGGGGAUGAAGAGGAAGAGGGAGCCGGAUCUGACCUCUGGUAUCCUUAAUGAUGGUCUGAUGAGUGGCGGAGACGAAGGCUUCUCAUCCUCCAGCAUCUCUGCCCCUUCCACCUCCCAAAACAAAACCUUCCUGCACUUUGCCAGGAGUGCAGUCAAACACCCAACAUCUUACCGCCCUCGAAUGCUCCUGGCUGGUUGCUCUGACUCUGGUCAGACCUCCCACCUGGCCCCUGCGAUUCUGCACGCCCUGGAGCGUUUCACUGUCCACAGCCUGGAUUCUGCUGUGUUGUUCGGGUUCAGCUGCACCUCGCCCGAGGAAGCCUGUGCACAGGUGUUCUGCGAGGCCAAACGAACAUCUCCCAGCAUCAUCUAUAUUCCUCACAUACAGCAGUGGUGGGACACGGCAGGACCAGCUCUCAAGGCCUCGUUUCUCAGCUUGCUGGGCAGCAUCCCCUCAUUCUCUCCCAUCCUCCUCCUCGCAACCUGCAGCCUGCCCCACCAGCAGCUGGACCCAGAGAUACAAUCUCUGUUUCGGAAGGAGUAUGGGGAGAUAUAUAGCAUGACUGUUCCCACCCGGCAGGAGAGAACAGAGUUCUUCAAGGAUCUCAUUCUGAACCAGGCUGCUGAGCCUCCACUAUCAAAGAAUAAAGGAAUGACCCAGAACUUGGAGAUCCUUCCCGUGGCUCCACUCCCUCCCCUAAGACAGAUGUCUGAGCAGGAACGCCUCCGUCUGGAGGAGCAGGAAGAGGACGUGCUGAGGGAGCUCCGCCUCUUCCUCCGUAACCUCACAGAGCGGUUGAUGUUGGACCGCCGCUUCAAGGCCUUCACCAAACCUGUCGAUAUAGAGGAGGUCCCAGACUACCUCAUAGUGAUCCAGAAGCCCAUGGACCUCUCCACACUGCUGUCCAACAUCGAUGAGCAUAAAUACGUCACCGUUAAUGAGUUCAUGUCAGACGCAUACCUCAUCUGGCAGAACGCUCUCGAGUACAACCCAGACAGAGACCCGGAAGAUCGUCACAUCCGUCACCGUGCAUGCGCCCUGAAGGACACAAUGCGAACCAUCAUCAGACACGAACUGGACAAGGAUUUUCAAAGGGUCUGCGAGGAAAUUCGAGAGUCCCGGAUUGAGAGAGCAUUAUCCUACAGGGCCAGAGCCAAUCUAGAGUUGACCAAUAGCUUCUACAACUCGGUAUUCACCAGAAAUAGCACUGGACCUCAAGUGUGUAAGAAAAAGUGUUUCAAACCGACCCGAAAAUCCAAGUGGAGCACUGGUGGUGUUAAGAAACGACAACAAAAGAAGACGGCUUCAAACUUUUCCUCCUCGAUGUCCAGUAUGACCAGUUCUGAUUCAAGUACAGAUGGAAUCCGAGGGGAGAAUGGUUCUGCUGGCCAAAGCUCAUCCAGUUUGUCAGAUAGCAGCGACGAUGACGAGAACAUCUUCCUGGCCAUUAACAGGCACCAUCACGCAUUCAAAGCGCUCCAAAAAAGCCUAAAACAAAUGAACAACCAAUCCAACAGGAGCACCCCCAAAAUUAGGCUGAACCGCAGGCAGCAAAACCAGCCUUCAAAGUCAAACCCAACCCGAAGGAAGGCACUGACGGAGUUUUAUUUAAAGAAAUUAGAGAGGCAGAGCAAGACUGAGAUGAGAGCAAACAAAGCCGUCUUCGAGCAAAUGCAACAGUUCAACAAGGAGAGGUCUGCAGAGGUCGUUGCAGAGCAAGCCCCCCCGCUGGUAGUCGAUCACAAAAAGCUAAAGGAUCUGCUGAACAGAGCUGUAGAUAAAACGGAGGGCGCUGAGGUGGAGCCUCUGGAGAAGCUUUACGCUCUGUUGGCUCAAUGCAUCUACAGACACAGAAACAACUACAACAAGACGGAGCUCAUUAAGGAAAUGAAGAAUGAGAUUGAAAACUUCUCCUGACCUGUUACAAUAAAACCUGAGUCACUUUAAAUGUAAAGUUUUUUCUCUCGUUUUUAAAUUAAGCUAUAUUUAUAAAGUAUUACAAAAAAUCUAAAUACCUCAGUAUAUAAAGUAUUACUUCAGAUUCCAUUACCAAUUAAUCCUUUGACAUUUUGCUUAUGUUUAUCAUGUUUAUUGACUAAAUUGAUCAUAAAAUGCACUUUAUGAAAGUGGUGCUCAAAGUAAAUUCAAAUAUUGACUGUGUUUUUUGUGCGGCAGCCGAUUAAAGUUGUUCAUUUUCA